This is a messenger RNA of Quercus robur (English oak), 928 nucleotides long. RefSeq names its product 60S ribosomal protein L17-2. Gene Ontology annotation, cellular component: cytosolic large ribosomal subunit; ribosome. Lineage: Eukaryota; Viridiplantae; Streptophyta; Magnoliopsida; Fagales; Fagaceae. The coding region runs from base 155 to 706 and encodes 183 amino acids. Gene Ontology annotation, biological process: cytoplasmic translation. The record is from RefSeq and is a predicted model, not a curated record. The transcript has 7 exons. Gene Ontology annotation, molecular function: structural constituent of ribosome.
ACGGCAUUAGGUUUUAGGAGGAGGACUAGGGUUUCAUAUUUCACCCUCUAUAAUAAGACUCUUAACGCCUCCUCUUUCUUUCUCUUCCUCUGCAAGAGCUAACCCAUCUAAACAAUUCCAAGAGCUUCACUCAGAGGCGCACAGAUCAGCCGCCAUGGUGAAGUACUCCAGAGAACCCGACAAUCCCACCAAAUCCUGCAAGGCCAGGGGUUCAGACCUUAGGGUUCAUUUCAAGAACACUAGAGAGACAGCAUUUGCCAUCAGGAAGUUGCCAUUGGUAAAGGCCAAGAGGUAUUUGGAGGAUGUUCUGGCCCACAAACAGGCCAUCCCCUUUAGACGCUUCUGUCGUGGUGUUGGACGUACUGCUCAGGCAAAGAACAGACACUCUAAUGGACAAGGACGCUGGCCUGUUAAGUCUGCUAAAUUCAUUCUAGAUUUGCUCAAGAAUGCAGAGAGUAAUGCUGAAGUGAAGGGUUUGGAUGUUGAUUCACUCUUCGUCUCUCACAUUCAAGUGAACCAAGCACAGAAGCAACGGCGUCGUACCUACCGUGCUCAUGGAAGAAUCAACCCCUACAUGUCGUCUCCUUGCCACAUUGAGCUGGUUUUGUCCGAGAAGGAAGAACCUGUGAAGAAAGAGCCCGAGUCCCAGUUGACAACUAGCAAAUCAAAGAAGUCUCAUGCUUUACGUAGUGGUGCUUCGUCUUGAGUGGCUGGUGUUGUAGAACUGAUAAUUGAAUGGCCAUCUCGAGUUUCUUGCUGCUGCCCUUUUGCCUGUCAAUGGGGAGUUUUGUUGCUUGUCGUAUAGAAUGAGCUGUUAUUUAGAUUAUUUGGACGGCUUGUUGUUUUUUUCAAACUAUAUUUAGUCUUUAAGUGAAAUUUUUCUUGAAGAUUUUGUGAUUGGAAGCCUAAGAAUGCAGGAGUUUAUAUA